Callorhinchus milii (elephant shark) is the source of this 2279-nucleotide messenger RNA. RefSeq names its product olfactomedin 3a (gene olfm3a). The transcript has 6 exons. Bases 263 to 1636 code for a protein of 457 amino acids. Gene Ontology annotation, biological process: signal transduction. Lineage: Eukaryota; Metazoa; Chordata; Chondrichthyes; Chimaeriformes; Callorhinchidae. The record is from RefSeq and is a predicted model, not a curated record.
GUGUGGGGGUGUGUGGGGGGAUGAUGAUGAUGAUGGUGAUGCGAGCUCAGUGGUCCAGGGAAAGUUGGUGAAGAUGCUGCGUGUGAGGGGAUAGGAUCUGGACGGUGGAUGCUGUGGUUUGGAGAUCGCUUUGGGGGCUCCGAGGGCUUUGGCUGUGGCGGAGUUUUGAAAUCGACGAGGGUUUCGCUGCAGUGAAAGCGACUUGAGCGAAGACUCCAAACUGUGGCUGUGACGGAUGUGCACCGACUGAUCGCAGCUCAGGAUGCGGGCGCUGUCCAACCUCUUCAGCAUUCUCCUUCCUCUCCUGCUCUUCGGAUUCUACCCAUCCAAGACCAUUAGUCCGAAAGAAGGCUGGCAAGUUUACAGCUCAGCUCAGGAUCCAGAUGGUAGAUGCAUUUGUACGGUGGUGGCACCUGAACAAAACCUGUGUUCAAAAGAUGCACGAAGUAGACAACUUCGACAGUUACUUGAAAAGGUUCAGAAUAUGUCUCAGUCCAUUGAAGUGUUGAAUCUGCGAACCCAGAGAGAUUUUCAGUAUGUAUUGAAAAUGGAAACACAAAUGAAAGGACUGAAGGCUAAGUUUCGGCAAAUUGAAGAUGAUCGGAAAACACUCCUAACUAAACAUUUUCAAGAGCUGAAAGAAAAAAUGGAUGAACUUUUACCACUUAUCCCAGUUCUGGAGCAGUAUAAAACAGAUGCUAAGUUAAUCAUACAGUUUAAAGAAGAAGUCAGAAAUCUAUCAGCGGUUCUUACUGGAAUUCAGGAAGAAAUUGGAGCUUAUGACUAUGAGGAACUUCAACAGAGAGUUCUAAAUCUAGAGACCAGACUGCACGACUGCAUGAAAAAACUAUCAUGUGGAAAGUUAAUGAAGAUCAGUGUUCCAGUCACAGUCAAAACUUCAGGAACCAGAUUUGGAGCAUGGAUGACAGACCCUAUUGCAACAGAAAGAGAUAAUAAGGUCUGGUACAUGGAUGGUUACACAAGCAGCAAAGUUGUGCGUGAGUACAAAUCUAUGAAAGACUUUAUAAGUGGAGAGGAUUACAGAUUGUAUCGGCUGCCUUAUCCAUGGGCUGGAACUAACCAUGUUGUCUACAAUGGCUCUCUCUAUUUUAACAAAUAUCAGAGCAACAUCAUCAUCAAAUACAAUUUUGACACCGGGUCUGUUGUAGCUCAGCGAAGCUUAGAAUAUGCCGGCUUCAAUAACAUUUAUCCAUAUACCUGGGGUGGAUUCUCAGACAUCGACUUAAUGGCAGAUGAAAAUGGACUGUGGGCAGUGUAUGCUACCAAUCAGAAUGCUGGCAACAUUGUAAUCAGUAAGAUGGACGCACAGACAUUAGAGGUACUGAAAAGCUGGAACACUGGAUAUCCUAAACGCAGUGCUGGAGAAUCCUUCAUGAUCUGCGGAACCCUGUACGUUACAAACUCCCAUUUAACUGGUGCCAAGGUCUACUUUGCCUACUCUACAAAGACAUCAGCCUACGAAUACACAGACAUUCCGUUCCAUAAUCAAUACUUUCAUAUAUCAAUGCUCGAUUACAACGCAAGAGACAGAAUGCUGUACGCGUGGAACAAUGGCCACCAAGUGCUGUUUAAUGUGACAUUGUUUCAUGUCAUUAAGACUGAGGACGAGCUAUAAGCCCCGAGAUUUCUUGCUGUGGAGUAGUAACUAUGAAUCACUUGUUAAUGGUUCAGAUACAAUGCUGUUUCUAUUCAGUGUGAACGUUCUUGCUAAAGUUCUCAGAGAAGAUGUUUUUAACAUUAUUCUUUAAAUACAUCUGAGUCCAUAGUAAAAUUAACAUGCCUAUAAUUGAAAUCUUUAUACUCUAGACUCGUGUUUAAAUGUAACAUGAAGUGAUAAACUCUUUCAACAUCGCCAAACUGCAGAGAUGAAAACAGUCAAUUUGCCUUAUUCUAUACCAGAAGCAUCUGGUAGCUUAGCUGCAUGAAUGUCUGUGAUCUUUGGUUUUGUCCUUAAAAAGGUAAAAAGGCUUUCUUAUAUAUAAAUCAACUUUUGUAUAACUUUACAAACACAGUAAGGUGUGUUUUGUGGUAAUUAGCUCUGUGAUAAUAAAUUGCAUUUAGAUCUAGUGUAUUCUUUAUUCGUUCUGGUGCUACCAUUUUUAUUUGAUUGGACUUAAUGGAAUCUAUACAUUUCACAUUGUCUGAAUCUGUCAGUGUGUUUAAAGGCAUUGUGCAUUCAACUUUAUCUUGCUUUUUUUACAUCAAUGUAAAUGACCAUUACAAUACCCAUUGUGUAAAUGAAUUUCUUCUCUUGUUCU